AUGGCCUCUAGACAACCUAUCGGGGCUUUGGCUAUUUGGAAGAAUGCUUUAACGGUAGCAAUAACAUGUGGUGUAUUUGCGUUAUUGCUUUCGCUUUUGGUUAUUCUCGUUAGAAUUUUAAGAAAGAACAAACCUCAAUCGGUCAAUUUAUCACUUCGUGCAAAAUUAGAAAUAUAUUUAGCAUACACUCAUAUUGGAGAAAUGAUCGAGUUCAUUCAAGUAGCUUUCAGUAUUCUUUCAGUAAUAUUAUUUAUAUAUGGUACCUAUCUAGAUGCAAAUAAACCACCAACCUUUUACUUAAUUUUAGAGCUGAUUUUGGUUUUCUUUUUUAUUUUGCAUUGGGCUUUGGACUUUUUCGUUUCAAAAGAUAAAUUACGAUAUUUAUUUUCAUUUUUUUCAAUUAUCGAUAUGAUUUGUGUAACACCAAUUUUAAUCGACCUUCAAAGUGGUGAUCUAUCAAAUCUUUUAAAUACUUUUCAAUUCCUUAGAGUAUUAAGAGUUAUAAGAAUCUUAAGACUUCAAAGAGUACUCCAUUAUUUUAAAAAUGGUAAAUUUUUUUAA
This is a messenger RNA of Dictyostelium purpureum, 561 nucleotides long. RefSeq lists its product as uncharacterized. The record is from RefSeq and is a predicted model, not a curated record. NCBI's taxonomy places the organism in Eukaryota, Evosea, Eumycetozoa, Dictyosteliales, Dictyosteliaceae. The transcript has 2 exons. Gene Ontology annotation, cellular component: membrane. Gene Ontology annotation, biological process: transmembrane transport; monoatomic ion transport. Gene Ontology annotation, molecular function: monoatomic ion channel activity. The coding region runs from base 1 to 561 and encodes 186 amino acids.